GAGGGAGAGCUGCCUCCUCAAAGUAGAGUCAGCCUUAAUGACAUGGAUAGAGUCAAGCUUUCAGGACCUUCAUCUGAUGAUGUGACUUGACUCAAAAUGAGAAGUAACAGCUGCAAGCAUCCCUUGAAAUAUAGAGAUUAUAUUGGCCACAGGGGAGGGAGAGCAGUGAAUUACAGAAAGCUGUUAUUGCUCAGUGUCAACGUUUUUAUUUCUUUUGAAAUCUGUAGUUACACUCUUCAGUGACUUAAGUGGGGGUUUGACCAGUGGAAUUUCAAAGGAAAAAAGGUCUGUCUUGUAGAAGGUAUAUUCCAUACUUGACUGUUAUUCAACUCAUCAGGCGUUUGGAUUUGGGAGCUAUUCCCACUGCAGGAAGCUGUGGCCCUCCCUUCAGGGUGGGAGGUGACUGGUACAUGGAUUUGUGUUUUCCAGGCUGCUCCCCCAUGUCAGGUCCAAAUGCAGUGAGUGGCCUGGAGGGAGGCUCAUUGACCGUGCAGUGUGUUUAUGACCCAGGAUGGGAGACCUACUACAAGUGGUGGUGUCGAGGAGCUCAUUGGGUUAACUGCAAAAUCCUAGUUAAAACCACAGGGUCAGAGCAGCAGGUGAAGAAGGACCGCGUGUCCAUCAGGGACAGUCAGAAAAACCGCAUAUUCCGUGUGACCAUGGGGAAGCUUAGAGAAGAUGAUGCAGGCAUUUACUGGUGUGGGAUUGAGAGAACCGGAAUUGACCUUGCAGUCAAAGUUAACGUGUCAAUUGACCCAGCACCAGCCACCCUAGAGGAGACCACAGGCUCCCCCACUAUGACCAGCCAGCUCUCCGAUGUCAGGUCCCUUCUCAGCAGUGUCUACUUCUGGAUUCUGGUUUUCCUGGAGAUGCCUCUGCUACUGGUGAUGCUCAGUGCUGUCCUCUGGGUAAACAGGCCUCAGAGGGGCCCUGAGGAAGGAGGUGGGGUGAGCCCAACUAUGAGAACUAGUAGUCCUGGUGCCCAGGAUGCCCUGUCCAAAAACACAGACUGUUGAGUGGAAUCAGAAUGAUUCUUUCAGAAACACAUCCUGUGUCACUGUCCACAUCUCUAUCGAGACACUUUCUUUGUUAAUGUCUUAAAAACUUUUUCUUGUGCAUGAUCCUCCCACAACAAUAAUUAAUAAUAAAUAUGUCCUCUCUGACUAAGAGUGCACUUUGGCAAUGAGUAUACAACUUCCAACUAAAAAAACAACAUCACCAAUACUUUGGAAACCUCAGGAGGUCUUCCUGAUGUCUAUGAUCCCUCCAGGACAAGGUGUUGGUCUCGGAUCAUUCACUAUUUUCACA
Trichechus manatus latirostris (Florida manatee) is the source of this 1308-nucleotide messenger RNA. Its product is annotated as CMRF35-like molecule 4. Gene Ontology annotation, cellular component: plasma membrane. Gene Ontology annotation, molecular function: transmembrane signaling receptor activity. The record is from RefSeq and is a predicted model, not a curated record. The coding region runs from base 411 to 1016 and encodes 201 amino acids. The transcript is spliced from 3 exons. Lineage: Eukaryota; Metazoa; Chordata; Mammalia; Sirenia; Trichechidae.